Debaryomyces hansenii CBS767 is the source of this 1245-nucleotide messenger RNA. RefSeq names its product amino acid transporter. The record is from RefSeq and is a predicted model, not a curated record. Gene Ontology annotation, biological process: regulation of intracellular pH. The transcript has a single exon. NCBI's taxonomy places the organism in Eukaryota, Fungi, Ascomycota, Pichiomycetes, Serinales, Debaryomycetaceae. Gene Ontology annotation, cellular component: vacuole; membrane. Bases 1 to 1245 code for a protein of 414 amino acids.
AUGCAAUUGCUUAUACCAGAAUCGAGAAUCGUAUUUGCAUCAUUCUUUAUCUUUGGGCUCUUGAAUAAUAUCCUAUAUGUCGUGAUUCUCUCUGCUGCCAUUGAUCUCGUGGGGCUGGCGACCCCCAAGGCUACGGUGCUACUAGCGGACAUAAUACCUUCUUUUACAAUAAAGGUGAUGGCUCCAUUUUUUGUGGGGUUGAUAUCGUAUCGGACGCGGAUAUGGAUGUUGGUGGGAUUGUCGUCUUUCGGGAUGUUGGUUAUCAGCUUGACGUCAGACGAAUCGAUCAACGCGAAGAUCGUGGGGAUUUGCAUGGCGUCCUUGUCGUCGGGACUUGGCGAGGUGACUUUUUUGCAGUUGACGCAUUUCUACCAGAGAGAGUAUUCGAUUUCAGGGUUUUCUAGCGGGACUGGGGGCGCUGGGUUGCUCGGAAGCUUUGUGUUCAUGUUGUUGACUAACAUGCUUGGGAUGAAGGUGUGGGUGGUACUUCUUUUGUUUGCAGUUCUUCCGCUUGGGUUUCUAAUGGCGUUUUAUGUGAUGUUGCCUAAGGCUAGAGGAGGAGGUGGCGACGAACCAGGUUAUGAGGCACUUGAUAGUCUUGAUGAGAGAAGCGACCCAUCCAGUAACGCCAGCUUCUCGCUGUCACAGACCGUGCUGUUAAAGGGCCAUGUAGUUUCUACGAUAAAGAACAUUCUCCCGCUAAUAAGGCCAUAUAUGCUCCCGUUGUGUUUGGUGUAUGUGUCAGAAUAUAUCAUAAAUCAAGGUAUAUCCCCUACAUUGUUGUUCCCUCUCGAUGAAUUGCCGCAUUGGCUAUUUUCGUCAUAUAGAGAUAUAUAUGUUGUCUAUGGCUUCAUGUAUCAAUUGGGGGUCUUUGUAUCGAGGUCGUCUAUCAGUUUUGGAAUCAGAAUCAAACGGUUGUACUUAUUAUCGGUACUACAAUUCGCAAAUGUCGUCAUCACCGUAUAUCAAUCUGUGCACGAUAAGCCAUUCUCAUCUGUAUGGUUAUUAUUGGCGUUGAUAUUUUACGAAGGAUUACUUGGUGGCUUUCUGUACGUCAAUACAUUUAUGUCUGUCAGCGAGGAAGUUUCCAAAAGCAAGAGAGAAUUUAGCAUGGGAUGCGUAGGCAUUAGUGAUACCUUUGGUAUAUUACUUGCUGGAUGUAUUAAUUGGUCGCUAGAGCCCCACUUGUGUAGUCUACAGGUAAAUAGAGGUAGAGAUUGGUGUUUAAACGGUGGAAGUGCUUAG